This is a messenger RNA of Nematolebias whitei (Rio pearlfish), 1468 nucleotides long. It is a transcript of the gene ckmt2a, whose product is annotated as creatine kinase, mitochondrial 2a (sarcomeric). Gene Ontology annotation, molecular function: creatine kinase activity. Gene Ontology annotation, biological process: phosphocreatine biosynthetic process. The record is from RefSeq and is a predicted model, not a curated record. The coding region runs from base 53 to 1306 and encodes 417 amino acids. The transcript is spliced from 10 exons. Gene Ontology annotation, cellular component: mitochondrion. Lineage: Eukaryota; Metazoa; Chordata; Actinopteri; Cyprinodontiformes; Rivulidae.
CAGCAGCUUUCAUAAAGUUGUUUUUCUGCUGAGCGACCCAUCUAGAGGAAGGAUGUCAGCCUCGUUCAGACGUCUGGUCUCUGGCCGAAACACGGCGGUGCUGUUGGCCAGUCUGGGAGCAGGAACGAUGGCAACCAGUUUGCUGCUGAAUGACAACAGCUCCCUAGCUGCUGAGGCCAAGAAGAAGCUGUAUCCCCCCAGUUCUGACUUCCCUGACCUGAGGAAACACAAUAACUGCAUGGCCUCGGCUCUGACUCCAGCCGUUUAUGCUAAACUUCGGGACAAGUUGACCCCCAACAACUGGACCCUAGACCAGUGCAUCCAAACAGGGGUUGAUAACCCCGGUCACCCUUUCAUUAAGACGGUGGGCUGCGUUGCUGGUGACGAGGAGAGCUAUGAGGUGUUUGCUGAGCUAUUUGACCCUAUCAUCAAAGACAGACACAACGGCUACGACCCCCGAACCAUGACCCAUCCCACUGAUCUGGAUGCUUCCAAGAUCACCAAUGGCAUGUUUGAUGAGAAAUACGUGCUGUCAUCCCGGGUCCGGACUGGACGCAGUAUCCGCGGACUGAGCCUCCCCCCAGCCUGUUCGAGGGCUGAGCGACGUGAGGUGGAGCGGGUCGCGGUGAUGGCUCUGGCUGGCCUAAAGGGAGACCUGGCUGGACAUUAUUACAGCCUGGGAGACAUGACAGAGAAGGAACAGCAGCAGCUCAUUGAUGACCACUUCCUGUUUGAUAAGCCCGUUUCUCCACUACUGACAUGUGCCUUCAUGGCCAGAGACUGGCCAGACGCCAGGGGCAUCUGGCACAACAAUGAGAAGACCUUUCUGAUCUGGAUUAAUGAGGAAGAUCACACCAGAGUCAUCUCCAUGGAGAAGGGUGGCAACAUGAAGAGAGUGUUCGAGAGAUUCUGUAACGGUCUCAAACAGGUGGAACAUCUGAUCCAGGAGAGAGGCUGGGAGUUCAUGUGGAACGAACGGCUGGGCUACAUCCUCACGUGUCCCUCCAACCUGGGCACUGGACUCAGGGCAGGCGUGCACGUGCGCCUGCCGAAACUCAGCAAGGACCCACGUUUUUCUAAAAUCCUGGACAACCUGCGGCUGCAGAAGCGAGGCACAGGUGGAGUCGACACGGCUGCCACCGGAGACACCUUUGACAUUUCCAACCUCGACCGUUUGGGUAAAUCUGAGGUGGAGCUCGUCCAGCUGGUGGUGGAUGGGGUCAACUACCUGAUCGAGUGUGAGAAGAAGCUGGAGAAGGGUCAAGACAUCAAAGUCCCAGCUCCCAUUGUUCAGUUUAGGAAGUGAGCACUUCACCUGCUCCCAGACUGAGCCUGAUGACAAGAACAGAGCAAGGCCUCAGCGUGACGACACAGGAAGCUGCUGGCUCUCUCAAAGGUUGCAAAUCUUCAGGGUGAAAUGAUCUCAGACAUGACCUGCAGAAAGUUCUACCUCAAGUUAAAUGUAACC